CGGUUUGAAUUUUUUUAAAUGUUUCUUCCCAGUUAUGGUGGACGCGGCAGCUUCCAUGGCUUCGCCGGCGCCUGGGGCAGCCGCGGAGCUUUCCGCGCGCGCACAGUAAGUAGUCGCGGCUGAGGGGGGCGGAGGCGAGGCUCUUCUCCUUUCCCGUGUUUUAUCGUGGGCCUUAAAAUCUGAAGGGAUGUAGGAGGUGGGCUACGGGGGGGAGGGGGCGGGGUAAAUUGCACUUUGCACAUGCACAGAGGCUGUGGCAGUGAGAUUCCGCGCUGCCUGUGCGUGUUUUCUUUCAUGGCUUUGAAGCUUGUUUGGGGAAAGGUGAGGGGACCAUCCUCCUCCCUCUCUUACUCUGAACCCAGAGGCUGCCUCACCUGCAAGGGAAUGUCAGGAAAUAUCUCCUCCACCAACCCCAAGAAUAUUCAGCAAAAUGGUACCCUCAGUUUUGCUGCCUGGAAGUAAGGUGGUUUGGGGUUUUUUUUUAUGAAGGUGUAUUUUGUCUAGCUUCCUUUGCUCCAUGGUCAAAGCAACUACUCUAUUCUGAACUUUAAAAUGGAAAGUGUAAUGCUGGUGGUCAACAAAAGAGGUUUAAAGACUGUCUCAAGGCAAAUUUAAAAAAUGUAGUAUAAACACGGACAACUGGGAAAUAUUGGCCUGCGAGCGCUCCAGUUGGAGAACAGCCUUUCUAGUAGGUCUGUCUGUCUAUGUAGCAAGGGCAAAAGUGGACAGUGCAUUAUAGUGCCAGCAAUGCCAAGGUUGUUUUUGUUAAAAAAAAUAAACAUUUGUUCACUUGCACUUUAGUGCAAAAUUGUGGGAGGGUUCAAAUUAAGGGGGGGGAAAGCUAUUGAAAAGUAAUGGAGGAAGGAACCAUCAAGCUUUAUGCUACUACUGUAUUUUGUAAAAUAAUAAUAAUUCUCCACUUGGAAAUCUCAGUAUGUAAUGGCUGCAAUCCUAAGUAGGUAAAGGUAAAGGUACACCUGACCGUUAGGUCCAGUCACAGACGACUCUGGGGUUGCGCGCUGAUCUCGCUCUAUAGGCUGAGGGAGCCGGCGUUUGUCCGCAGACAGCUUCCGGGUCAUGUGGCCAGCAUGACUAAGCCACUUCUGGCAAACCAGAGCAGCUCACGGAAACACUGUUUACCUUCCCACCAGAGUGGUACCUAUUUAUCUACUUGCACUUGAUGUGCUUUCGAACUGCUAGGUGGGCAGGAGCAGGGACUGAGCAACGGGAGCUCACCCCGUCGCGGAGAUUCGAACUGCCAACCUUCUGAUCGGCAAGCUCUAGACUCUGUGGUUUAAAUCACUGCGGCACCUGCGUCUGGUGGCAAUCCUAAAUGUCAUGGGUCAAAGAGUGUGAUAAAAUACUUUAAUGGUAAGAGUUGUCAAGCAACAGGUGAUUGAUUUAGCCCACCCCUUCAAUUAAAGAAAGAAAUCCCCUAGCAGGUACCAGGAGGCACAUAGUGACAGUUCCAUACAGGCCUAGCUACAGAUUAUUAUUGAUAAUAUUUGUGUGCUACCCUUCAUCCAAAUAUCUGAGGGUGGUUCACAGCAUAAAGAUGACAUUCUAGAGCUUCAGUGCCAACUGAAAAGGUUGAGUAUACUGAGCGCAUGUUUUCACUUUCAUUCAGAGCCAGUUUCAGGUUUUUGAAGGCUGACAGCACGUCUGUUUAGGUUGGUGGAUACUGGUGGCCCUCCCUUACCUUGACAGUUUGGAGCCACCAAUUUAGCCCUAGUUUGUGGCAAGGGGAGGGGGAAGAAAUCAGGCACAUGUAUCUUUGAAGGGUUCUGUGAAAGCACUGUGGGAUACAGUGCCAGAUCCAUUCAAAUACUGCUAAACUGCCAUAUUGUGUUAAAUACUGAUAUGAUGCUGUCUGCUUUGUUUCACAGAAUGUUUGAAACUCUCAUACAGAACUACAGCGGUGAUGACCCACUUGAUCCUUGGUAUAGGUUAGUCUUUCCUCUGACUGCCCUCUAUCUUUUCUAGAUUUAUUCAAGUUAUUUUAUAACCACGAACAAAAAAGUACAGUGGUACCUCUGAAUGCGAAUGGGAUCCGUUCCGGAGCCCCGUUCAUAUCCAGAAGCGAACGCAACCUGCGUCUGCACGGGUCGCGAUUUGCUGCUUCUGCGCAUGACGUCAUUUUGAGCGCGAGUGGCGAAACCCGGAAGUAACGCGCUCCGUUAGUUCCGGGUCGCCACAGUGCGCAACCCGAAAAUACUUAUCCCGAAGCUACUUCAGCCCGAGGUAUGACUGUACUAACAAAAAAGACCAAGUACUCCAACUAAAGCUAAAUAAUAACACCCAAUCUAAAAUAAAUGACAACCACAUUUCUCUAAAUGGAGAGCAGAGAGAUGCCUGUAUAUCUGAAACUAAACCAUAUGAAAUAAAACCCCUCCAUAAUGAUUAGAAAUGAUCAAGAUAUGCUUGCCCCUUAGAGACCUGUAGUUUGUGUUAGUUUUUUUGCAAUAACUGAAUUCCAAAGGUUUUUAUAUCAUAAGGAUGCAGUCAGAUUUUUAAAAAAUGCUUUCCACUGUUUUGCUAUAGAGAUCCUGGCAGCUGGCAGCAUCCGUGUUAACAGCUCCUUUUGGUGAAAUGUCUUCAUAGUGUCUGGCCGCAUAUUUAGUAGGGAUUCUAACUAUACUGUAAGGCAGCCUUUCCCAUCCUUGGGUGUCCAGCUGUUUUUCAGCUACCUUUUCCAUUAUCCUGUCAAGGAGUGUGGUGGAGUCUCCUUCUUUGGAGGUCUUUAAGCAGAGGCUUGACAACCAUAUGUCAGGAGUGCUCUGAUGGUGUUUCCUGCUUGGCAGGGGGUUGGACUCGAUGGCCCUUGUGGUCUCUUCCAAUUCUAUGAUUCUAUGAUCCCUGGUAAUUGGCCAUGCUGGCUGGGGCAGAUGGGAGCUGUAGUUCGACAACAUCUGGGGAUCCAAGAUUGGGAAACGCUGCUGUAAGACAUACAAUUGAUCAGCUCCUCUUUUUAGGUAUUUUCAGUGGGUUGAAGGUGUAUCGGGAGUAGAAGGGAGACAAAAGCACCUGCUGUACUUGCUGGAGCGGCUUGUGAAAAUAUUUUUAAGUGACCAGAGGUACCAGCACGACGCAAGAUUCAUCAACUGCUGUGUGACGUUUGUACGUAUACAGAAUAGAUGCACAAUUUAUUAAAACUUUGCACAUGCUGAACAGUAAAUUGUUUUUAAGUUUUUGUUUUGGAUUGAUGUAAGUAGCCUUAAAUUAUAUAAUUAUAAGUUGGGAUAUAAUUAUGUUUGCAUUAAAAGAAUCUAAAUUAUUGUACCUUUGGAUUGUGUAAUGUUUAAUCUGAUGUUUAUUGAUGUUCAGUGGAAGUCCUGUUUAUCUGGUUAGUUAGCAAUUAAAAGGAAUGUCAGAGUGUGGGGGUAUCUUUUAGUGCAGGGGUGCGUAUCCUGUCACCUUCCAGAUGAUGCUGGACUCCAAUUCCUUUGCCCUGACCAUUGUCAAAGCUGGCUAGCGUUGAUGGAAAUUUGAGUCCAGCAACAUCUCUAGGGCUGAACAUUCACCAUCCUUCUUUGGAUGGCAACCUGGAGACCCCCUGACCCCCUCAUCCUCUCCAAUCUCCUGUGAUGUGUCACAAGUGUUUUCUUCUGUGUGAAUCAAGACACAAUCAAAGUUUUACUUGGCCCUUUACUAUAACCAAGCCCAAGCAGAUAGCUCUUGUACCACACAUUCUGCUGCACGCCUGCUCUGAAUAUGUAGCAAAACUCUCCUUUUAGCCCGUGAAGCUGCUUUUUACUAAGUCACAUCAUCAGGGAAGGUUCGGAGCUCAAUAGCAGAGCAUCUGAUUUGUAUGCAAGAAGUCCCAGAUUCAGUCCCUGGCAUCUCCAGGUAAGACCGGAAAGAAUUCCUGCAUCAUCAUCAUCAUCAUAAUUUUAUUAUUUAUACCCUGCCCAUCUGGCUCCUCUGUCAUGUAUGCUCUAACUGGGAUUCCUGCAUUGCAGGGGGUUGGACUAGAUGACCCUCAGGAUCCCUUCCAAAUCUACAAUUCAAUGAUUCUAUGAAGCCCUGCAGAAUCGCUGCCAGUCAGGGUAGCCAGUGCUGAGCUAGAUGGACUUGGUAUAAGGCAAUUUCCUUUUUCUAUUGGUCCAUCUCAUUAUUGUCCAUUCAUGCCAUUUAAAAAAAUAGUGAUAUGGUUGCAAAGUAGUCUGCUUUUGCUGGCAGCAGCUCUCCAGACUUUCUGACAGGGAUCUUUCUCCACACCUGCUGACAGAGAUCUUUUUAACCAGACAUACCGGGAAAUGAACUGGAUACCUUCUUCCACUUGGCCAGGUGAUAGAGAUGGCCUUGUCUGCAGGGCUUGGAGUUCUCCCACUCUGUACUUCAACUACUGAUGCCGAUUCCUUGGCUUGUACAAGGGAGUGAGCAGCUGAGGUGUAGAAUGGACAAGAAGAGAUUGAAGAGCCCUUUACUCUCUUCUUGGUUCAUGUGGUCAUGAAUCAAUGAGUGGCCUUUCGGUCACUUAUGCUCAAUUCAAAAUUGAACUAGUUGCCACCCAGAUGAGUAGCUUGUCUUGAAAGAUGUUUUCACACUCAUAGAAAGCUAGUUUGCAAAUAGCGAUGGUAGUGUUGGUUGUUUUCUUGUCCUUGCUUUUAUAAUGGAACAUUAUUGUUACUAAGCUGACUUCACUUUCUUUUAAAUGAAUGUUAAUGUGCAUAUGUCUAUAUCUCCUCUAGGCCGACUUCAUCGAUAAGCCGAGCAAUUUUUUUGACUAUUUGUGCAGCCAAGGGGUUGGUAGCAAAUCAUCUCUUCUGUAUUGUGCUUGGGCUCAGAAGCUUGGCAUGCAAGGAAAUAUAUCUCAUGCAAGUGCUGUUAUUCAAAUGGGUAUUCACAAUGGAGCAGAACCAAUUGAGAAGCUGCAUCAACAGUACAGGUAUGUCUAUAUUUGGUCUGUGAUUGACAAACUGAUUUUGUAAAGACAGUGGAGUCCAAGCAAAGAACCUCUAGUUGGGGCAGAAUGUGCCCCUCCAGGUCUUUUUGUUUGGCCCCUUGGCCCCCUUCCCAGGCCACACCUAUCCCAGCUCCUGGGGGUGGCUUUUGAUGGGCGGAUCAGAGGAAAAGUGGGUAGAGCAGCAAACAUAAAUUUUACCUGCUCUGUAGACUAGGUUCGACACCCAUUCAGACACCCCUCUAUGCUCCAUCCAAGAAAGCAAGGGGCAUCACAGUUUGGGUACACAUUCCAACCAGGCAAAAGGAGGGCCAUGAGUUGGGGGAAAAGGGUAGGGCCUGAUUAUAGUUCUGAGGCCUAGAUAGAGAGGACUUUUGAGGCUGCAUUUGGCCCCCUGGGCCUGAAGUUCCCCACCCCUGUUGCGGAGGAAAGUUAUUGUUGUUGUUGUUGUUGUUGUUAUUUAUACCCGCCCUUCCCGGCCACAGCUGGGCUCAGGGUGGCUAACACCAGUAAAAUUGCAAUAAAAAUGUAAUAGGGAAGGGAAAAAAACCCAAUUUAAAAUACAGGUUAAAAUACAAUUUAAAAUGCAGCUUCAUAGAUCAAAACCAUAAGGGUCAGACUGAGUCCAAACGAAAGGCCAGGCGGAACAGCUCUGUCUGGCAGGCCCUGCGGAAAGAUGUCAAAUCCUGCAGGGCCCUAGUCUCUUGUGACAGAGCGUAUAUAGGUGUAUGCUGAGAUUUUUUCAAGCCUCAGGUGUUGUCUGAUUAAGCUUGAGCUGGAAAACUUGGAAUUACAGAUUCAAAGACCAUAUGUGCUUCUUUGUAAAAAACAAAACAAAAAAAAGCUGCAUCUCUUGACAGUGGUGAGGCUGAAAAUGAAGCUUAAGAGUUAAAGGCUUUCAAACUCUAAUUGGCACGUGAGGUAUGUGUUGUGCUUGGUGAUAACGAGAGUAUGUAGGCGAUUAGGGAAUAAUUUCAUCGUGACCAACUUUAGAAAACUGCUGUUGUGUGGCCUGCUUUUAAGCUGUCUUUGCUGUGAUCUUUAAACUUUGACUCGAGCUUUUAAAUUAAAUCUUACUUAAUACAGAAGUAUUUGACUUCUUAACCUUCCAUCGCCAAUGCUAGUUACGGUCUCUUCUCUUCAACCUAGAUUUUUGCAGAGUUGCUUACCUCAGAAUCAAAUUUCAAAUCAUGGUAGGUUUCCUUUCUGCACUUUCAAUGUAAUAAUCUUACGACUUGCUUUUUAAAAAUUUCAUUUAGCAAUGUCAGAAUUCCUGAAAAUAAACUUGAGGGUCACACCCUUCAAAGAGGGAACUGAAAUGAUGCUAAUGUAAAACCUUUGUGUCUCUGCCUGAUGGCACCGCACCUUGUGGCAUUGUCUCCAAGGACUCUUGGAAAUCUUAACAAUCUACUGGCUCUGUAUAGGGAGGAACUGAUGGGUGGCUGUCCUCUGAAACAGAUGGAUUUUUCUCUUGUGAACGAAGAGAGUUUGCUGUGAACAAGUAGACAGGAUUGCAACAAACUGAACUCAUAUGUGUGUUCAAGGGCAGAGGAACACAGAAAGCUCCUUUAUGCUGACCCAGGCCACUGGUCCAUCCAGUAUAGUAUUGUCUGCACUGACUGCUAGCAGCUAUCCAGGAAUUCAGAUGGAGUUCUGUCCCAUUACUAACUGGAGAUGCUGAGUAUUGAACCUACCUACCUGCAAAGCAGAUGAUGUAACACUGAGCUGUAGUCCUUCCAUACACUUGCUGAGGUAUCAUGUUUGCGGACAGAACUGGACUAGGACGCAUGUUUUGGACUGGAGAAAAAGUACAGUGGUACCUCGGGUUAAGUACUUAAUUCGUUCCGGAGGUCCAUUCUUAACAUGAAGCACCACUUUAGCUAAUGGGGCCUCCUGCUGCUGCACCACCGGAGCACGAUUUCUGUUCUCAUCCUGAAGCAAAGUUCUUAACCCGAGGUAUUAUUUCUGGGUUAGCGGAGUCUGUGACCUGAAGCGUAUGUAACCUGAGGUACCACUGUACAUUCUAUUCUAGCCUGUUUUUUUGCCUUCAGCCAAGUAGUCAGUGAAAGAGAUAAGAUUGUAAUCUAAAUAUCUACUUGUUUGAAGUGGUAUUGCUGUUCUGGUGCAUUCUACACUGAAGGCUUUUAAUGCAGAGAAACAGACCAGGUUCUAGAAUCCAGUCAUCAUCUUGUGGAAGUAGUCUUAGAUCAGGAAUGGGGAAUCUGUGGACCUGGAUGUUCUUGGACUAUAGCUCUCACCAUCCCUGAUAAUUAGCUGUGCUGGCUCAGGCUGUUAGGAGUUGGAGCUUGAGAUCAACUGGAAGGCUACAGGUUCCCCAUCCCUUCUUUUAUAUGUGAACUGUCUUUAAUGAUCAGCAUCCAUUCUUGGUUUCUCUCAUGGUAUUUUUUCCUCCUGUAGUUGGUGUUCUGCAGCCUCUUAAUCCCCAAAUGUCAAAUCAGAUGGCUCCUAAAGAAGGCCCAGUCUGUGCUAAUCAAAAUCAGGUACAGUAGAACCUCAACUUGUUACGUGAUUGCAGCUUUGAACAGGUGGCAGGAAUAUAAGUGGAGAAUGGGGGAAACAGUUGGAAGAGGCUGUCUUGUAAUAUCUCCUGAAGGCCCCAUUAAAUCUCACAUGACCUUCCCAGGGCCCAUUAAGCAAGGCAGAGGGCUUAAAAAAACUCUUUCCAAACUAGGUUUUCCUGCCACAGAAAAUUUUUAAACCCUCUGCCUUGCUUACUUGGCUCUGGGAAGGUCACAUGAGGCCUCUGUUUAUUAUUGUUAUUUAUUAAAUUUGUAUCUUCUUCCGCUGCCCUGUUCCUUGUCUUUUCAGCCCUGUGCUAAAAGAAUCCUCAAACUGAAUUUCCUCUCCUAUUUUCUAGAAUCCAGCCAAUUCUGAACAACAGCCCAUCAUCUGUAGGGAACAAGAAAAAAUGUAAGUAACUGUAAGUUACAUUCGCAACUUGAAUGUCCAUGCUUAAAUGGCUUGGGUCAUGCAUACUUGAAUGUGCAUCUUUGCCCUGCCUCUUGAGUCCAGGGGGAAACUCUGCUUUCCCUGCUAAGCAUUACCUAGUUAGAAAGAGUAAAGCUGCUUUUUUUCAUUGGUAGCACUCACUCUGUAAUACAUUUCCAAAGGAGAUCUGCCUUGUUCCUGCCCUAAUUUCUUAUUGACAUUUUACCUCAUUUUUACCCUAACAUUUGGUAAGGGAGCGGGUUACAAGGUACUGCCCUUUAUCAUCACAACCAAUCCCAAUUCAUUUUUUAACUUGAUUUGUGUUUUUGUUAAACACAAAGGCCUCUUUGCUUAGGAUGGUGCCUCUUUUGGUUUUUCAAAUGAUAGGAGAUCUCCAUUCAAUGAAAGUUUGCACUGGAGCAGCUGUCAGAGCCCCUUCCUUAUGGGUCUUCAGAGCAGUCCCUGCUCGCUCGUACAGCAUGAGCAGGAACUACUCUGAAGGUUGCUGACGAAUAGAGUAACUAGUUGGGAAAGUAAAGGCAGCACCCCAAAAAAAUAGCUGGGGAGGAGGGUGGGGGAAGUCCAGCCUGGCAAGGCAAUGGCCUUUCAGGCAAAGGAGCCGUCUCUGAGCAGUGGAUUUCUCCGUCAGCUAUUUCCAAGGUUCAGUCUUCAUUUCCCCCCUAUGGCCAGUCUUGCCAAUGAAGGCAGCACUGUCUCCAUUCAUUUACAUGGGGCCGGGGUGGGAAAUAACAUCUCUGAAAAUACCUAUAUUGGGCCUAUCACAGUUCUAAUACUCUAUGGAGUUCUGGAAUUUCAGGGCCAGCCUAUUUUGUUUUAGACAGCACUGGGGAAGGCUUGUUUUCCUUGUAGGUCUGAAAGUUGCAACUUGCUUUGGUAUUUGGGCUUUCUUCAAAGUGAAUGCACAUUUCUAGUAGGCUAGAUUGAAGAAGGGGAGAGGCAAACCCAAGAGCACCCUAUGAACAUCUCCCUUCUCAAAAGACUCUUUUGGCAUUUGAAUUGGUGUUGUCUAGAGGCUGGCGCUGUUAAUCACAGAUUGGUUGUUGGUAUUGCCAUUUGUUGGCUUCAUGAUAGGAUUGGGUGUUGCUUGUUUGUGUUUAAAUGGUCCCUCUUGUUCGGAGUGUUGCAUGCUGUUUUGGGUGCCCUUGGGCAGAGACUCUGCCAAUAGUUGCUGUAAAGAACUUGCCACUUCUUUUCCUCCACAGGGAACAGCCUAGAUAUGUCACCACUAUUUCCAGGUCAGAAAUCCUACCGACUCCAUCCAAUCCUAACCUUGAGCAGAAGGUCAUGUACGACAAGAACCUUCUCUUCUGUGAAGGUUCUGAAUUGUGCUUUGAAGAAGUCAGAGCCAAUGCACAUUUUAAAAAGGCUGAGCAGCUGAAAAGGAACAAAAAAUGGGGUAAUUACAAGUUAAGACCUCCAGCUAAUCUUCUCCAGAGUUGCAAGACAUUUUAAAAUCAGACAAAACAUGCAGCUAUGCUAAACUGGACCCAGGCUAAACUAGUUGGACUUUGUGUCACAUUGAAAUAAAUGGGACAUAAUUUUCACAUUGAUGAUCUUAGUAAUAGCCGAAAACACAGUGGCAGUGGGAAGCUAACCAUUACAAGACGUGUCCCUUCCAGAUUUUCCUAAAAGUUCUCAGAUAUGGCAACUUAUCCAAAGUAACUCAUUCAGUUUUUGUGUGUAGAUGUAUCCUAUAUCCUUGGAGACCCUAACAUAUUCAGAAUUAACAAGAAUUUUUGACACCUUGUCUAUCAUGCUGGCUUCUGUCCUGGCCUCUGUCUACCUUUUCCUGUUUUUUCAGAGUUGCUAAGUUUCCUUUUAUAAUAGCUGUUAACAAUAACCAAAGAGGAAGUGGGAGAGAGAUAGUGCCUCCCUCCAAACUAAAAAAAUAUUCAUAUAGAUGCUUUGCUUUCUGCAAUAUGGCAUUUGACAUUCCAGAGGAUGAUGAGAAAGAAUUUUUGAAGAAGAAGGAAAAUGACCUUCUUGAGCUGCAGAAACUACAGCAGAGGCUAGAUCAGCUCUCCCAGACAUCAUCAUCAUCAUCCCAGAAAACUGCAGCGCAGCCAUCUACUUGGCAAUCCCGUCAAAGCUCCACAGUGGUAUGUAUGUUUGAAUAUUCAUUCUCUGUGUUGUUAACAUCAAAAUGUUACUUGGUUGAAAAAUAUGCUUUGAAAGUGCUGACUUCCUUGCCUCUCUCACCCUUGGGGAGCAGCAGAGACUCCACCCCAGGACCCAUAGCUGCCCCCCUCCUCAUUAACGGCUCUACUGAGAUAACCCGGCCAUAUUUCUUUGUGCCAGUUAAGACUAAGCAACAGCAUCCUCAAGACACUGUUAAAACACAGCUCAUGAAUGAGUUAUCUCCUGCUUGGACUACUGCAAUGUGCUCUAUGUGGGGCUACCUUUGAAGGUGACCCGGAAACUGCAAUUAAUCCAGAAUGUGGCAGCUAGACUGGUGACUGGGAGUGGCUGCCGAGACUACAUAACACCGGUCCUGAGAGAUCUGCAUUGGCUGCCAGUAUGUUUCUGAGCACAAUUCAAAGUGUUGGUGCUGACCUUUGAAUUGGCCUCGGUCCUGUAUACCUGAAGGAGCGUCUCCACCCUCAUCGUUCAGCCCGGACACUGCGAUCCAGCACCGAGGGCCUUCAGGCAGUUCCCUCAUUGCGAGAAGUGAGGUUACAGGGAACCAGACAGAGGACCUUCUCGGUAGUGGCACCCGCCCUGUGGAAUGCCCUCCCUUCAGAUGUGAAGGAAAUAAGCAGCUAUCUUCUCUUUAAAAGACAUCUGAAGGCAGCCUUGUUUAGGGAAGUUUUUAAUAUUUAAUGCUGUAUUGUUUUUAACACUCAAUUGGGAGCCGCCCAGAGUGGCUGGGGAAACUCAGCCAGAUGGGCGGGGUAUAAAUAAUAAAUUAUUAUUAUUAUUAUUAUUAUUAUUAUUAUUAUUAUUGAUUGAAGGGAUAAACUGCAAAAACGUGUACCUAAAGGUAUUUUCAGUAGUUGCUCUCCAACUCUAAGCCUAUAUAAGCUUUCCAAAAUCCAAGUCAGGUUGUUUUUCAGGAGCUGUGCGUAUUUGUUAUUUAGUGAAUAUAUUACUUUACAGGGUUGGCCCACUAGCCAGUCUCGCCUAGUAUUGGGAGCAGCGACUCUCCAAGUUCUUCCCACAAUCUCUGCUUGAGUUGAAAAUAGUAUCUGAGACCUUCUCCAAGCCAAAGCACUGUGCUGUAGCCCUGGCUCCUUUGGUUAGACAGUGGGUUUUAUUUCAUUUGGGCUGGUGGGGGAAGCUAACAUGGUACCCUGCAGAUGAUUGUUGGACUAUAGCUCCCAUUAGCCACAGCCAGUGGACAGGGGUGUUGGGAGUUAUAGUACAACAGCAUCUAGAAGGCACAGUAUUGGCCACAUCUGGCCUCAAGUCAAUAGGAUAGGAAUGAGGAACCAGUCUCACCCAUCAUCCGUAUCUUAUUUCCCAUGCUGACUGGGGCUGAUGGACAAUGAUACCUAUUGGUCCUGCAAAAGAUGGUAUUGUUUGAAUUGCCUAAUCUUCAAAACUUUUAUGUCCUUCCUGUGUUAAAACACAUUUCCACCCAAAGUCUUCAGGGCAUGAUGGGAAGCAGAUUUAAAUUGAUAAAAAAUUCCUUAAAGCUUUAAAUCCAUUAUAAGUUUUUAAAAAUAUGCACAAUUUUCAUACUAACACUUCUGUCUUGAAAUGCCAUAGGUUGCUGGACAGGGUCAGAAAUGCAUUAAAACAUUGUGUAAGAUUCUCCUUGCCUGAAUGUUGUUUUUCUUCACUCUUUUAGGGUGACCCAUACGUACAAACCUGUGCAGCUCAGGGUCAGCCAGAGUGGGCAGUACCUUCGCUAGCUGGAUAUCUACAAAAGUCUUUGAAUUUGGGGACAGAACAUCAGCGUUUGGCAUCAGGUGCUUCGCAGCUGGUAGGAAAUCGGCAGCAAAUAUCCGUUUCUGAUGAGAUUUCGGUGGGUGGUGCUUCAGCUACACGACCAGUCGGGAAUUUCCGGCAACAACCAGCCCUGAUUUCUACAUCAACCAUACCCAGCGGAAAGGCUGCAUCCAAAGCAAAACUCGAUCUUGAAGAUUGUGAGAAUAGUCUGCACAGAUUUCAAGUCAGCUCUGAUGAUCAGCCGCCCCAGAAACGUACUAUCCUCUCCAAUGUUUACCAUCAUGGAGAGCAGUAAGUGAAAACUAGGCCUCUUAACGCCUGUCUCCAUUUCUCGCCCGCCCUCCCCAGUUUUUCUUUUGACUAGGUGAGGGGAACUUGGGAGUGCGUCCUUGAGGGGGAUUAUUUGGGAAGACAUCCUAUGGCAGGCAGAGGCAAACUCGGCCCACCAGAUGUUUGGGGACUACAGUACCCAUCACCCCUAGCUAACAGGACCAGUAGUCAGGGAUGAUGGGAAUUGUAGUCUCAAAACAUCUGGAGGGCUGAGUUUGCCUAUAAUAAUAAUUUUUAUUUAUACCCCGCCCUCCUCAGCCAAGGCUGGGCUCAGGGCGGCUAACAACCAAUAAUAAAAACGAGUUGAAUGAAUACAACUUAAAAGCAAGAUUAAAAUACAACAUUAAAACAAUUAAAAUGCAGCCUCAUCACAGGAGGAGAAAGGAAAAAGAAAGAGGGGGAGGGUAUCAAAUUGACUCCAAGCCAAAGGCCAGGCGGAACAACUCUGUCUUACAGGCCCUGCGGAAAGAAAUCAGAUUCUGCAGGGCCCUGGUCUCAUGAGACAGAGCAUUCCACCAGGCCAGAGCCAGUGUUGAAAAAGCCCUGGCUCUGGUUGAGGCUAAUCUAACUUCCUUAGGGCCGGGGACCUCUAGGAUGCUGCUAUUUAUGGACGUUAAGGUCCUCCAUGGGGCAUACCGGGAGAAGCGGUGCUAUGGCAUUUUUGGGCAGACCUAAAACCACCCUGCUCCUUUUCAACAGAUGGCUCUGUCAUAAUUUUUAAAAGAAAGCCAUUCACUUCCUUUCACCCAUCUCUCAUUUUGAGCACUCACUCAAAUAUGUUGUUGAUAUUUUACUACCUGUUUUUGACCUUGUAAGAAUUAGGUUGCCUUUAACCGAUACCGGAGAACUUAACACAUUGGCUUUUCUGUGCAGGCACUUGGAUACAUCUCAUCAGAAACCGCAACACCCCGCAGAAAUGAGAGAUGGUAAUAAUCUGCUCUCUUGCUCUCUUUGUAAUACUCUGUGAGCCCGCUAACAUAGCGGGCUAUUGAGCUAUACUCAAAAGUCUCCUACUUGCAAACCAUGUUUAUCUUACAGGCAGUGAGUGGUCUGUGGUUCCGCUGUGUUGAGGCUCCAUGAUAAAGUUGACUCCAACUACUGUAAGGGCUUCAUGGCCACGGAGCAAACAUGCUCAUGAGUCAUUGCAUAACACUGGAAAGCCCAGUAUCGUGUAGGACUAAGGACAGAAGGUUGCAGGUUCCAAUCCCCAUGUAGCCACGAAGCACAAUGGGUUGACACUGGGCCAGUCACAUCACCUAUUUUCAUGCAUGUUAUUAUUGCAUAGAGGAAGGGCAACUGGACCUCACGGCCCCAUCAGCAUCUCAUGCAGGCAGCAUACACUCAAACACAGACCCUGGCUGGUUUGCAGCUUAAGUUGAAUGUGAGAAAGAGCCACCUAAGUGUAUGCAGGCAACUAGGACUCUCUUGGGCAGGGACUCUGGUGCUCUGAAGCACCUACAAACGUGUGAAUACAUAAGCUCUCAUCACACCAAUGUUGGAAGGUGUGGCUGGCAUGGCAGCAUCAGUUGGGUGCCUGAUUCUGCCUCAUCCAUGUGAUGAUUGUAUCUCAGCUUCUAUCUCAGCUUAACUUACUUCAUUGGGUGGCUGUAAAGAUAGGAGUGGAAGAGAGGGGGAAGUCGGGGGUGGCAGGGAGAGAAGUAUUUUUUGCUUCCAUGAGCACUUUGGAGGAAGGGUGAGAUAAAAAAAAUAUAUUUUUUUUUUAUUAAGUUUCUUACAGAUAUAACAAAUAUCACAACAAAAGAAAAACAGGGGGAAAACCAAAAAGAAAAAAGGCAAGAUCACAAAUAUAAACAAAAAAGAGAGUAAAAACAAGGUACCGGUAAAUGCCUAAACAACCUAAACAACACAAAUUAAUUAAUUUAGACUUAUAAUAAUAAUAAAUUUUAUUUAUAUCCCGCCCUCCCCAGCUGAAGCCGGGCUCAGGGCAGCUAACAACAAUAAAAUAGUACAACAUUCUAAAAUCAUUCAUUAUAAAAUUAAUUCAAAUCAAAUUGAUGGCAACCAUUGGGCUAGAGUUCUGUGAGGAUUGGCAAAGGAGGGAGUCAGGCUGUGCCCUGGCCAAAGGCCUGGUGGAACAGCUCUGUCUUGCAGGCGCUGCGGAAAGAUGUCAACCUCAUAAACAUAUUUUGGUCUUCCUCUGAGCCCUCCCAUCUGAAUUUCAUUGUAAUUAAAAUGUAGCAGUUUUCUGAGACCAUUUUUAAAAAGCACAAUAUUCCAAUUAAAAUAAAAUUUCUUAACUUUCCUUAAAGUUCUAAAUCUUAUUUAUUUAAUUAACUCUUAAUUUAAUCAUAGACCUAUUUUGGUACUUUCAAGUAAUUUCUAAUUUUUAAUAUCACAGUAUUUAUUCAAAUAGUCCUUAAAUUUCUUCCACUCUUCUUGGUAUUCCUCUUCUUUUUGGUCAUGGAUUCUUCCAGUAAGGUCAGCCAACUCCAUAUAUUCCAUCAUUUUCGUCUGCCAUUCUUCCACAGUUGGUAGUUCUUGUGUUUUCCAUUUCUUGGCUAUUAAAAUUUGAGCAGCAGUUGUGGCAUACAAAAAUAACUUUACAUCUUUCUUGGGCAGUUCAGAACCUAUUAUUCCAAGGAGAAAGGCCUCUGGUUUUUUUAUAAAUGUAUAUUUCAACAUUUUUAAAAAUUCAUUAUAAAUCUUUUCCCAGAAGUCUCUCACCUUGGAACAUGUCCACCACACGUGAUAAAAGGUACCUUCCUUUUCUUUACAUUUCGAACAUAUAUUAUCACAACUGUGAUAAAUCUUAGCUAAUUUAACCGGAGUUAAAUACCAUCUAUACAUCAUUUUCAUUAUAUUUUCCUUUAACAUCGUACAUGCAGUAAAUUUUACCCCUUUCUUCCAUAGCCUCUCCCAAUCCUCCAUCAUUAUAUUAUGUCCUACAUCUUGUGCCCAAUCAAUCACAACCGAUUUAACUUGUUCAUCCUUUGUAUGCCACUCCAACAACAGAUUAUACAUUUUUAGACAUGUUUUUAACAUUAGUAUCUUAACAAUUCCGUCUCCAAUUUGGUUUUUUCUGUUGCAAAACCAUUUCUCUUAUCAAUCUUGAAUAAUUCAUUAAUUUGAUAGUAUUGAAGCCAAUUCACGUUGUCUUUAAUUUGUUCAAACAGUUUUAAUUUACAGCCUUCUCGGUCCUCUAUCAAUAAAUCAGAGUAUCUCAACCCUUUGUUUUCCAUAUUUAACUUUUUUUGGGCCUGUGCUUCCAUUGGAGAGAUCCAUUUGGGUGUUUUUCGUAGUAAAAGAUCUUUAUAUCUACUCCAAACAUUGUAUAGCGUUCUCCUAAUUAUAUGAUUCUUGAAACCACUAUAAUCCAAUCCCUCCAAAUCCAGGAAAUCUUCAUUGUCUAAUUGUAGUCUUUAAUCCAUCAGAAGGCCGCAGCUUCAAAACAUAUCUUCAAAUCUGGCAGGGAAAACCCCCCUCUUCCUCUCACAUCGGUAAGCAAUUUAUAUUUAAUUCUAGGUUUCUUCGUCUGCCAGAUAAACUUUGACAACUCCUUCUGCCAUUCUUUAAAACAUUUAAUAUUAUCAAUAAUUAGUAGAGUUUGAAACAAGAACAACAUUUUCAGCAGUACAUUCAUAUUAAUCACCAAUAUUCAGCCCAUAAGUGUGAGUUUUAGAUUUGUCCAUAUCUCUAAUUCUCUUUUAAUUUCAUUCCCUACUUUUACAUAAUUGUCCUUAUAUAAGUUCUUCGCCGUUAAAUUCACCCCUAAGUACUUAACUUUUUUCGAAAAGGUCAGGCCUGUCUUUUCAAUAAAAAUUCUCCUUUCCUCAUUGUCCAAUUUUUUUUCUAAAACUUUGGUUUUGCUCUUAUUUAAUUUGAAUCCUGCCACCUGCCCAAACUCCUGAAUCAUCUCCAGUGCUUUUAUUGCACUGGUUUCUGGAUCCUGUAAAGUUAAAACCAAAUAAUCAGCAAAGGCUUUUAAUUUAUACUGUUUGGAUCCUACUACAAUGCCCUUAACCUCCUCUUCUUUCCUCAACAUAUUUAGCAAAACCUCCAGAACCGAAAUAAAUAACAGAGGGGAGAGUGGACACCCUUGCCUGGUUCCUUUCUCAAUUCUAAUUUCCUCUGAUACCACAUUGUUAACAAUAAUUUUAGCUUUCUGCUCAGAAUAGAUCGCCUUGAUACAAUUUAAGAAUUCUUGACCAACCUCAAUUCUUUCUAAAUUUCUUUCCAUAAAAAGCCAAGAGAUAUUAUCAAAGGCCUUCUCCGCGUCAAUAAACAUUAAGAAAGCUUUACAAUUUCUUUUAGCUUCUAAUCUUUCCAAUAUAUCAAUUAAAUUCCUAAUAUCAUCUUUCAUGUGUCGUCCAGGCAGAAAUCCUGCCUGGUCCUUAUGAAUAUACUCUGUUAAGACCUUCUUCAAUCUAUUAGCCAGAAUAUUUGCAAAAAUUUUAUAAUCCACAUUAAGUAAUGAGAUUGGUCUGUAAUUUUUUUUUUUUUAAAUAAUUUUUUAUUAAGGUUUUAAACAAAGAAAAAAGAAAAACAACACACACAAAAAACAAUACAAAACUCAACAAUAAAAACACAAAACAUAACAAUUAAAAACAAACUCUCUUUUCCAUUUCCAACUUUAAAUUACUUAUUUUCUGGACUUCCUCAUACCUCCCUCUUUUGUAUUCCAAUCCACAUUAUUUAUCCAGCAGUUUCUUUUCCACUUUUUUAAUCCCAAUCUUUAAUUUAAUAAAAUGUUAAAAUAUAUAACUUCAACUUUUUAAAACCUAAUCCUUACUCUUAAUGUCAUAUAGCUUUAAAUUUUCACAUUUAUUAUCAAAUUUCCAUUUCAUUAAACAUCUUUAAUCUUAAUCUUUAAUCUUAAUCUAUCCUUAUCUUUAACCUGUACAGCUGGAAACCACUUAUUUUCAAUCCAACAUCACUCUAACAUUCCUUAAUUUUGCAGUGUUUCUGAAGAUAGUCUUUGAAUUUCUUCCAGUCUUCCUCCAUCGACUCUUCUCCCUGGUCACGGAUUCUGCCAGUCAUUUCCGCCAAUUCCAUAUAGUCCAUAAGUUUCAUCUGCCAUUCCUCCAGCGUGGGAAGUUCUUGUGUCUUCCAAUACUUUGCGAUGAGUAUUCUUGCUGCUGUUGUUGCAUACAUAAAGAAAGUUCUAUCCUUUUUUAACACCAUUUGGCCCACUAUGCCCAGGAGAAAGGCCUCUGGUUUCUUGGGAAAGGUAUACUUAAAUACCUUUUUAAUUCAUUAUAUAUCAUUUCCCAGAAAACCUUAAUCUUUGGGCACGUCCACCAAAGGUGAACAAGUGUACCUUCAGUUUCUUUACAUGUCCAAGAUUGGUUAUCGGGCAAGUGAUAAAUUUUCGCAAGCUUGACUGGGGUUAUGUACCACCUGUAUAUCAUUUUCAUAAUAUUCUCUCUUAAGGCAUUACAUGCCGUAAAUUUCAUACCUGUGGUCCAUAACUGUUCCCAGUCAGCAAACAUAAUGUUAUGUCCAACGUCCUGUGCCCAUUUAAUCAUAGCCGAUUUUACCGUUUCAUCUUGAGUAUUCCAUUUCAGCAGCAAGUUAUACAUUCUUGACAAAUUCUUAGUUUUGGGUUCUAACAAUUCUGUUUCUAAUUUGGAUCUUUCCACCUGGAAGCCAAUUUUCCUGUCCAAUUUAAAUGCCUCCAUUAUCUGAUAAUAAUGAAGCCAGUCUCGCACUGGUCUGUAAUUUUUAACAUCCGAUCUAUCAUGGUCUAAUUUCGGUAUCAGGGUAUAUGAGCAUCUUUCCAGGUUUCAGGUGCUUUCUCCUCUAAAAUCUUACCACACAUCUGCCAAUGGUUGAAUUAGCUAAUCUUUCAGAGUUUUGUAAUAUUUGACUGAUAACCAUCUGGUCCUGGGACUUUGCCUAGUUUCAUCUGAUUUAUAGCUGUCUCAACUUCCUGUCUAGUAAUCAAACCAUUGAAUAGGGUCUUUAUCUGUGGAAUUUUCUGCAUUUGUAUAAGAAAUUGCUCAAUUUAUCUUGUCUUCUUACCUUUUUGUACAGUUGUUUAAAAUAUUUCUGAAAACAUUUCCUUAUGUCUGCAGGGUUUCAACAGAUUUCCAUCAGAUACAAUAUUUGUAAUGUAUUCUGUUUCUGUCUCUUUAAUUGCCAGCCAACAAUUUUCCACACUUAUUUGUAGAUUCAAAGUUACAAGCCAUCCAAAUACAUUAUUAAAACCUUCCAAAUCCAAAUGUCAGUGUUUUCAGAAGUAGCCAUUCUUUCAACCAGCAAAAAGCUGCUGAUUCAUAAUAAAGUUUAAGGUCUGGCAGGGCAAAUCCACCUCUUUCUUUUGCAUCUGUUAAAAUUUUAAAUUUUAUUCUAGGUUUCUUGCCCUGCCAGACGAAUUUAGAAAGACAAAGACAAAUAGUCUGUAAGUCUUGAGUCCAAUUUUUUUUAAAAUUCCACUUUACCAUCAUUUGGUGCAUAGAUUCCCAAUAAAAGAAAUUUAUCGCCUUGUGCUGUAAUCUCAACAGCAAUGUAUCUCCUCUCCUCAUCCUUACAACAUCAACUUGGGGUUCCAUUUUUCUUUAACCUAGAAAAUCACACCUCUUUUUUUAACUUUGUCCAAUGAAAUAAAUUCCUGUCCAAGUUUCUUAUUCUGUAAAAUAUUUCUAUGAAGUCUAAUAACGUGUGUUUCCUGUAAACAGAUUACAUCCAAAUUCUGUCUUGCCAAAACGUGAUGAACUUGGCUCCUUUCUCGAGGAGAAUUUAAACCAUUCACAUUCCAGGAGCAAAAUUUUAAAGCCAUCCUGAUUUUUUUAGGGGCCUGCUGCCCCUGCCCCCAGUGAGGAAGGACUUUCCAAUCCCAGCUCUCUUACAUUUUUCUCCAGAAAUCUUUCUUUCUCUCCCACAGUUCUUAUUUGUUUUCUCCCUUGGAACAUGAAAGAGAGACCUUCUGGAAACUCCCACCUGAAAAAAAUAUUCUUUCUUCUUAAAUCAGUCGCCAAAUCUGUGUAGUUAUUUCUCAGGGCCAAGAAGUGUUUUGGGAUCUCUUUGAACAAGUUUAUCCCCUUCCCUUCUAUCUUUAGGGUUUUUUAAUAGUGGUGUCCUAAAAUGGUGUCUCUUUGUUCCUUUGUUUUAAAAAUGACCAUACAGUCAUGUGUAAUCUUGGAAUCCUUUUUCGGCCCAAAUCUAUAAGCCUUAUCAAUCCAGGAAUUUACAAAAAUACACUUAUGAACACAAUCCAAAAGAGAGCUGAAUUGUUGAAAGCAUGAAAUCUCUUACUACUUAACAAUUUGAAAAUACUGUAUGUGCCAGCUCUAGAUACAGUAGUCCCCAUGGUUGCAUCCGUACUAGUUACAAGCUCAAUUUGGGUUCCAAAUAUAACUUCAGUUCAUACAAUUCAUUUUAUCUUUACUUUGGGAUAAAAGCAUUUUAUCCUUUAUUGAGAUAUACACUACCCAUUCUGAAACCAAUGCAGGACACUAGAAAUUACAGCAUAAAUAUUUCUUUCGUUUUUCUUUUUAAGAGGAAUGCAGAUCUAUAAAGCACAGCAAAGUCUUCUUGCUACUUGUUCCAGUGUUAACUAUUGUGCCUCUUCGGUGGAAAUAAAGGAGCACAUGUGUAAUAAAGUCCAUUAACUUCAAAGCAUGUUUUCCACUGUCAAAUUCGUAUGUUGGUUUUCUUACUAUUUUAGCAUCGGGUGGUAGAAAUUCUUCCAUUUUCAACGACAACCGUCAUGCCACUCCAAACACAUCAAGUAUGACGCAAGCGACACCAUCUAAAAUACUUCCAUCUCCCACUGUUCACACUAAAGAGGCCCUGGGUAAGUAUAUGGUCCCUUCAAAACAGGAGUAUAAAACAUGUGUUUCCAUGUUGGCCGUGGGGAAGGGGAAGCCCUCUUCUCUGUGGCUGCUAGCCGCUGACCAGACUACAGUGGUACCUCAGGUUAAGUACUUAAUUCAUUUCAGAGGUCCGUUCUUAACCUGAAACUGUUCUUAACCUGAAGCACCACUUUAGCUAAUGAGGCCUCCUGCUGCUGCCACACGAUUUCUGUUCUCAUCCUGAAGCAAAGUUCUUAAUCCAAGGUACUAUUUCUGGGUUAGCAGAGUCUGUAACCUGAAGCGUCCUGUAACCUGAAGCGUAUGUAACCCGAGGUACCACUGUAGUUAAAAAUAUUGUCUUCAACGAAACAGACCAGUGGCAGAGGGAUAGAGUGAUCUGUUCCCCCAUUUCUGCCAGCCUUCUGGGUUUUUGUGCAGUUGUUGUUGUUGAGACUUUAAUUCUUCUGCAGUUAGCACUGAAAUCAAGUGGGCUAGUCAAACAGGGCUGGAGCUAUUCAUCCCUCUUUUGCCAGCCUGCUCAUUCACCUAUAUGGAAUUCUUGGUUACCUAUGGCUAUCAAGGUAAUACUUAAAACUAGUGCUUUUUUUCUGGGGGUACGCAGGGGUACACAUACCCCUAAACAUUUUGGGAAUCUUUUUACUUUUGUCCAUUUACUGCAUUUUUUCUCCCCAAUUUGAACUAUGAAAUGGUAAUUUUCUUGAGUCAAAAUGAGAGUACCCCUAAACAUUUUUAAAGGAAAAAGAAAGCACUGCUUAAAACAAGGCUGUGCAUAUGAUUGGCUUUAGGAAACUGACAUUUCCAGCAGUUACGUCCUAUUGCAUUUCCCUAGAAUGGAGGUGUGAAAUGUCAAUUAAUACAUAAUAUUAAAAAGAUUCUCCAGAAGGUUACAGAAAUCAACCAACGGCAGCUCAGUUUUGAAUAUAUAUUUCUGCAUUUGUUCUGAGAAAAGGACAAAAGCUAACAUCCAGCAAAGUUUAUAUCUUCUCUGGAGGCACAUCUUUGGGUCAGUUUGCCUGGGGUCUUGAGCCUAGUUAACAUGUGCAUGCCUCUUUAGUAGGGCAGAAGCUGGGACUGUGUGAAUGCAAAGGGAUGGUCUUGACUACUGAGCUAAGAUAGUUUCUUCGCUGCAGAAUGCAGGUAGCAAUCCUCUUGUUGCUCACGACGAGCUAUAUUCUUGACUAAAUGUAUCCGGGGUUGGCUUUUUUUAAAACCUGGCAUCUGUUUUUAAUUUUUCUUCUUCCUUUGCUAGGAUUUAUCAUGGAUGUUUUCCAAGCAUCUUCCUUCAAAGAUACUACUAUACUUUCAGAAGAUGAAGAUGAGUUUGAAGCCUACUGUAGAAAUAACGGUAUAUAUGUCUAUAGAUGUUGGGGAGUUGAACCGGCACAUGUUGCAUAAUUUUUUUUAUUGGUAUAUAUCUAAUCCUGAGUGUUAUAAAGCUAAACGAGUGCCUUGUUGGCCAGGCAUGGUAAUCUACUGUUGUUCCUUUGUGGGUGGGUGAUGGACAGGGCACAAUAAGGAAAUUUUUUUUGAGCAACCAAAAUAGUGAAUACAUUUUUGAGUUCUCAGGGUUUUUUUGUUUUAAAGAGGGGGUGCUUGGAGAGAGAAGUCCGGGUAUGAUGUUGGACGUCCCAAAUUCUGUAGAGUUUUGAAAUGGAAUCCAGCAGGUGUUAGGCACACUUAAUUGGAUUAGUCUUUGUACCUACGGAGCUGCCUUUUUCCAAAUUGGACAAUAGAUCCAACUGGCUUGGUAUUGUCUACACUGACAGGUAGCAGCCUUCCAGGUUUUCAGGCAGGGGACUUUUGUAGCCUUACCAAUAGAUGGAUUGACUCCCAGUAUGUUUCCGAGCACAAUUCAAAGUGUUGGUGCUGAACUUUAAAGCCCUAAAUGGCCUCGGUCCAGUAUAUCUGAAGGAGCCUCUCCACCCUCACCGUUCUACCUGGACACUGAGGUCCAGUGCAGAGGGCCUUCUGGCGGUUCCCUCACUGCAAGAAGCCAGGUUACAGGGAACCAGGCAGAGGGCCUUCUCAAUAGUGGCACCCGCCCUGUGGAACACCCUCCCACCAGAUGUCAAAGAGAACAACAACUACCAGACUUUUAGAAGACAUCUGAAGGCAGCCCUGUUUAGGGAGGCCUUUAAUGUUUGAUGCAUUACUGUAUUUUAAUAUUUUGUUGAAAGCUGCCCAGAGUGGCUGGGGAAGCCCAGCCAGAUGGGUGGGGUAUAAAUAAAUUAUUAUUAUUAUUAUUAUUAUUAUUAUUAUUAUUAUUAUUAAACCUGGGACUUUAUGCAUGCAAAGCAGAUGCUCUACCACUGAGCUAAGGCCCCUUCCUUGUAUAAAAAGCAACCUCAAGAUACAGAGGCUGCUGGGACAAAGACCCGAUAACGUCUCUCCCUCUCCUCCCCGCUUCUCAUUUGUUUUCAAUAUACAUGAGUCCCUGGUGAGGCAGAGAUUAGAUAUAAGGAGAUACAUGAGAGUCUUUAUAUUAGUCAAGCUGGAGUGUGAGUUUAGUUGAUGUGGUAGGUAAAAAACAACCAUAGAAAUCAAAUUGGGUAGUAUUUCUUCAUGGCUGAAGGGCAAAACCUGCAUUUGUUUAAUUCCUGAAGGUAACUCAAACCUCUGGGAAUAAACAUGCCUCAUACUGGCUUUACAGGGAAAGUAGAUAAGGAAAUGCUAUUUAAAAAUGGGUUAACGUGCAAAGCAAUUCUUUGGGAAGUUGUUUCUCAAAACCAACUUUUUUUCCUCACCUGUUACUUCCAAACGAAAAGAUGCUCGCUGAAAAGAAUGGGAUUUUCUCCUCAGUUUCUUUACUUCAGAGUUGAUACCUGAUUUGGUAAAUUGAUGCCUGUUGGCAGGGCCGGCCUUUUUUUUCUUUUUUUGUAAGCCACUCUGGGAGUGUCCUGCUUGAGCUCCAUGGAGGAAGGGCAGGGUAAAACUGUAAUAGACUGUUCAAUUCAUAAUGUUAUCCACAGUGGUGGAUAGUGGUGGAGAGAUCAAUGUGCAGAGGGUUGUCUUACCGUCAUUUUCUCUCCCUUCCUACUAAGAAAAGCCAAAAUCUGUUUCUCUCCCCCUCCCGCCAGAAGCUUGGCUCUGCCCUCGCCGGUCCUGGAAGGAUCCUUUAAAAAAGUCCCACAUGCUCAGAGACUUUGCACCUGUUCAUUGGGGGAGAUAGGAAGCCCAGAGCACUUGUUCUUUAGAUGUCCCUUUUAUGAAGAGGCACCUAGUAAGACCAUUGAUUGCCCUUCUGGUGAGGCUCACUGACCUGGAAAAGCAAAAAAUUGGCCUUUUCCUGCUAGGCAAAGAUCAGAAGACGACCCGGAUGGUCGCCAGAUUCUGUGUACUGACCUGUAGGCGCAGACCAUCUCCCGACUCAAACUAGUCCUUUAAGAAAAUCCCCAAACUCGGUUCCAUGGGUGACUCUGGGUCAGCUCUCUGCGGUAGUUUAUCUUAAAGUUUUAAGUGUCUAUACGCUUAUCGCAUUUAUAAAUUUUAAAUUUAUUGUUGUGCAUUGUUUUAAUUGUUUGUUUUCCUUCUGGGACUGUACCCCCAAGUGUGCUUUAUAAGCUGGUCUCCAACCGUAAUAAAUUAUCUAUCUAUCUAUCUCCCCCUCCCCCCUUUUCUGACCUUUUUAGGACUGGGCAAGGCUUCCAGCAUUAAGCCCAGCGCUCCUGCGGCACCACCUGCCUUUACGAUCUUUGAAGACGAGAAUGCAGAGUGAGUUGAACUGUUUGCAACACCUGUGUAUAGGAGCCAGUGGCACUAUGUUAUCUCAGAUAGCCUCUUGCAGCCAUCUUUGGGCUACUCUCAGUUCAGGCAAGAAGUCUCACCGCUGUUUCUUUCAGUGUUACGUACGCUGCUGUGCACCUCAGAGUGGUCCAAAAGUGUGUGAUGCUGCCACACUGCUAAAGCUACGUAAGGAUCAGACUGAUCAUUACCUAGAUAGAAGGUUGCCUGGCAGUUCUCUAGAAUGGUUCUGAGUUUCCUGAAGAAAGAGCAGGGUAUGUAAAAUAAAAGGAGACAGAAGGAAUUAACUCUUCUCUUUCGCAUCUUGUUGAUACUUCCCAUAGUGAAUCUCUUUAGUCUGUUUGGCAUGACUAAAGGGUUGAGGCCAAAUGACUAGACACCUUACUCUGGCAUUUCAGAUGGGGCUUAAAAGAACAUGUGAGGAAGUGUGAGCAUGCCCAAGUCUCUGAGCUGCACGUAUAAGCAUGUAUCCUCGUCACCAUUAGCAUGUUCCGCGCCUGCAGUGAGGAUGUCAGGUUCAUAUUUACUAAAAAGGCAACAAAAUGAAGUUGUGUGACUUACAAACCUGGCUUGUCGAGAACAGUGGCCAUUUUGGACCGUCGUUCAUUCUCUGUGUGAAUUGCUCUGCCCGAAAGAUUUGCUCCUGAAUUGAACUUUUCCUUUCAGUGUUCCCGUGCAUCCCCCAAAGUUGACAGGAUCCAAAGUCUUUGGAGAACGUCCCACAGUCAGCUGUGCUGCCAAAUCAGCAGUAAGUGAAUGGCAUUUAUAACAGAGACAUAGAUCAAGGAGUUCGAGAAUGCAGGAUUCUUCAAGUGUUUUGAGAGAAUUCUCCCAGUCGUCUUCCCACCCUACAUAGAGCCUUGUUGGAAUUAUGCUGCCUCACCCCUGGGGCAAGCUUCUUCCUUACUACUGGGUGUUUGUAAAUUAAGCUUCAGAUCUGUGUAGGGUACAAAGUGGGCUGCCACAACCUGUGCUGACCCCUCUCAACCUGUCUCCCCCACUCCCUCUCUGUGUCAACCUUUUUAUUUUUCUUGUCUUUUGUUGUUUCUGUUAAACAAAGGGGGAAAAACUAAAUAAAAACCUUAAUUGAGAAAGAGCUUGCGUUGUCAGAUGACUAAAGAAACCAUUGUUGAUUGAUUGUGGAGUUUUAGUUGAUUUAUGUAUUGCUGCUUAAAUUUGCAUAUGAGGAAAAUCAAACAUUUUAAAGAAAGUGUUUGGAUGUGGCACUCAUGUGUCUUAGUAUGUGUUGUCUUAGGAGAGGAUCAACCCAACGAUGGUGAGCCAAUAGCCCUGUUGGACUACAACUCCCAUCAUCCCUGACGGUUGGCCAUGGUAGCUUGGGCUGAUGAGAGUUGUAGUCCUAAACAGCCUUGGCUCCGAUGCUAGCGUCCAACUCUGAGGGCCUUCUGGCGGUUCCCCCACUGUAAGAAGUGAAGUUAUAUGGAGCCACCCUGUGGAAUACCUUUCCGUCUUAUGUCAAGGAGAUAAAGAACUAUCUGACUUUUAGAAGACAUCUGGGAAGUUUUUAAUAUUUGAUGCACAGUUGUGUUUUUAGACUAUGUUGGAAGCUGCCCAGAGUGGCUGGGGCAAAUAAAAUAAAUUUUAAAUAAAAUAAAUGAAAGCCCUGGUGGGCAAUAUAACAGGACACCCAGCUAUGUUCACUUUGUGAGGGCAUGCAAUUGUUGCAAGAGUUGAUUGUUCCUCUCCCGAUUGCCAAACUGUGGUUUGGUGUUACAUCUGAAUGUAUUUGUUUAUGUGCACAUGGCCUCACAAACUCCUUAUGUGCAUAUCAUCACACAUUUGCUAUGUGCACCUAGCCCAUAGCUGUCAAUGUUUUCCUUUUAUAAGGGAAAUUCCCUUAUUCCAAAUAGGAUUCCUCGCAAGAAAAGGGAAAAGUUGACAGCUAUGACCUAACCUCCUGCAUCAGGGGAGAUGACACUUGUAAAUCUUCUGCUAUUGCCAAACAAAAUAAAAUCCGGGGGUGGGGUGGGGAUUUUCCUUUAUAUGUCCCUAACUUUUGGGAUGUGAAAUUCUGCUUUCUGCUUUGAAUGGAAAGGUGGAUGUAGCUUGUGUGUUGCUGUCUUUAGGAGGUAAAUCCGCCAGCGGAGGGCCUGAAGGAUGACUGCACCGUGUGGGCUAAUUUCUGCAACAAGACCCUGGCUCCUACUCCAGGCAGCACAGGAGAUUUUGCUUGUGCUGCGCAACUUGCCUCUACGCCAUUCCACACCAUUCCACUGUCUGCCUGUCAACUGACUCAGGGUAAAGUUUCUGUCCCAGGAGGAAGAUGUCUAAGAAUACAGGGCUGUAAAAAAUGGUCUUCCUAGGCGAACUUGCCUGACUAUAAGCACUUUAUUGCUAUCCAUUCUGCAUCUAACGAGAAAAUGCCAGUUAAGCUUGGUUUGCACCGGUUAUGUCGAAACCUGGGUGGGAUUGUGUUAGUUUAUGAGUCCUGACUUCCUAGGGAGCGACCUUGGUUUCAGAUGCAAAGCCGAGCUUAAUUAUGGCUUUAUGGUUUGUUUCUCCCAGUUGCACCAGAGAAUGCAAGAUUCAGCAGUAUAACACCAGCUUGCAGCUCCACUGGAUUCCUUAGUUGCCUUGUGCCCAUUUUAUAAGAAAGAAAAGGCGGGGUAGAAAAGGUUCAAAUAAAUAAAUGGCGAUGUUUCAAAUUAUAGGGAAUAAAUGUGUAUCCCAAAUGCUCAGUGUUUCAUCCCAGACCUUUGGCUGUCUCUCCAUGCCUUUUCUUUUGGUCCCUUCAUUUAGUCUUGUCUUUUCAAAUGUUGAUGAUGCCUGUCAAUGAGAAAAUAUUGUUAUUUCCCUGAUUUAAAUGGCUUAACCAGAAUCUUUUUUUCUCCUGAAGUAGUUGAAGACCCUUGGAGCAACAGCUUAAUUCACCAGCUUCUGCUUGGGCUGCCCAAGCCAAUCAGUGCCUACUCAAAUACUUUUGAAUGGGAAUCAGGUCUUCCAGUUCUCAAACCGAAAGCUGAACUCAAAUUGGGUAAGACCUGCAUACAUACUAUACUUGGUUUCCCCCCACUUAUGUCAGUUUAAACUGUGUGAUGUGGACAGAGGUCUGAAAGAAGUAGUCAGUUUGCAUUCACUGGAGGAUGCCAGACAGAAAGUGAGAAGCUGGGACUUGCAUUUUGCAAGAAUAAUGAAGUCUUGGGCUUUUUUUACUCCAAAGCAAAUGUUUUUGCAGAGCCAGCCCUAUUGUGCAUCACUGUCUGCCUUGCACAAUACUAAAUCAGGGGUCUUCAGAUGUACAGGAUAUGGUGCAGAAUUCAUCAUCCUGAGAAAUUAAGCUUUCAUGGAGUUGCUUAAUUCUUAAAAAAAAAAAGUAGUUAGCUCUUAUAGCAGCUACAAUGCAUGCUUGAAAAUGUGUAGGUAGUUCCUGUAUCAAUCUCUGAAGUCACGAGACUCAAGACAAUGUACAUACCGAGGUUUCCAUAUGGUUCCCUGUCCACACGCAGACCUGCUUGACCUGUUUCAUGCACCUUCAUACCAGUCUCUGGGACCUUGGUUCCAUAGAAUUCCUGGAGGGGGUACCACUGUCAGGCCAGAAAGUUAGCACAUGAGUUUGAAAUGGGUCAUUUCUGCUGUAUUCUAAUUCCUUUUCUACGUUUCCUCCUCUUCUUUCUCCUUGCCACUUGCUUAGCAACCACAUCCUUUCAUGUUGACUGCUUACUGGGAGAAGGAGCUUUUGCACGCGUCUAUCAAGCGUCUGUCCUUGAUAUGGACAACACAAAAAAUAAUCGGAAAGUCAUACUGAAAGUAAGUGGGCUUUGGGCUUCAGUGGCUUAUCUGAAAACAAAUGCCGUCUCGUACUGCUGUUGUUUAAAGGUCAGAUGUGGACGCUUCCUAAGCAGACUCUUCUGUCUUCAUGUACUUAAGCUUAUAAAGAGUUUAAAGGUUAAGACCAGGAACUAUACUGGGAUAAGAGAGUGUUGGGUUGCCACUUGCUCUGUAUGUUUCACACAGAUGGGUUGAUCCAUGGUACAAGAGACACUUCUGUCCUGUGGCCAUUGCACCUUUUGGCAGAAGGUCCUAUCUGUAAUGGGAUUUGCCAUAAUUUUUAUUUUAGUGAUAAUUGUGUCCACCCUGCCCUUCUCCAAUCCGCUCCCCAACCCCCACCAUUCAGGCAAGUGCCUAACAUGGAUUCAGGAAGUCACUUUUUCCUGUAGUGAUGGUGGGUUUUUCCUGCAUGUUGCUCCUCCCACUCUCCCAUGAAUCUCCUCUACCCUGACCCUGCUGAAAAUGAACUCAAUGUGGUUUGUCCAAUGUUCUCUUUUCCUUCAGUGGAGAAGGAGAUCUAUACAGUAGAUGAGUGGGAGGAGCAAGCCUUCCUUGGGUCUCCUCCAUUCGCUGCAGAAAAUGAACUUGCCCUGGGCAAGAGAAAGCGACUAAUAAAUUCAAUAAAUAAUACCGUAUUGGCCCAAAUAUAAGCCGCACCUUUAAAAUUCAAGGGGGGAAAAGACAAUACCCGAAUAUAAGCUGCUCCCUUAAAAUUCCGCACUCGCACCCAUUCCGUUUUACUGUAUGUCUGUUUCAGCAGUGAUAUCAUAAAAGCCAAUUUUUGUAAGGUUGCGAAUUCAAGCUGCACUUUAACUUUCCAUAGUCAGAAUUUGGAAAAAAAAGUGAGGCUUAUAUUUAGGCCAAUAUGGUAAUAAUAAUUACCCUAAAAGUGUUUGUGCAUUUAUUUGCAGGUGCAGAAGCCAGCAAGCCGCUGGGAAUUCUACAUAGUAGCUCAGCUAACAGAAAGGCUUAAACCAAGCUUGCGCCAUCUUUUCAUCCAGUUCUAUUCUGCUCACUUUUUCCACAAUGGAAGCAUUUUAGUGGGUGAGCUUUACAGUUACGGGACUUUGCUGGUGAGUGUGGUCUGGGUAUCAAUGAAUGUUAGCUUUACUGCGGGUGGUCUUGGUCCAAAUCGGGGAUAUAGGACUUUUUCCAGCCUGUGGGUCACAUAUACAGUGGUACCUCGGGUUAAGUACUUAAUUCAUUCUGGAGGUCCAUUCUUAACCUGAAACUGUUCUUAACCUGAGGUACCACUUUAGCUAAUGGGGCCUCCUGCUGCAGCCGCGCUGCCCCCAUGCGAUUUCUGUUCUCAUCCUGAAGCAAAGUUCUUAACCCGAGGUACUAUUUCCGGGUUAGCAGAGUCUGUAACCUGAAGCGUCUGUAACCUGAGGUACCACUGUACCAUUCUGGGCAAGCUUCUGGAGAUCACAUGCCAGUAGUGGGCGGGGUCAAAGGCAAAAGUGGGCGGAGCAGUAAAUGUGAAACUCGCCGUUGUACAGUAGGCUAGCUUCUGCACACACUUGUGUACCCCACUCUGUCCUCCAUCCAGGCAAGCAAGAAACCUUAUCAGAGAUCAAGGGCAUAGUCUAGCCAGGCAAAAACACUUAAGGAAGGGCACAAAGCAGGGUCAAUCAAGGAUGUGUCCUAGGGAAGAGUCCCAAGGGCCAGAUAGAGAGGUGCAGAGGGUUGUAUUUGGUUUCCUAUCUUUGGUCUAGCAUGUUCAUGUACAGCUUCCAUUGUAGCCUGGCUGUAUGCAUGUUUAUGCAAACGUUCAUUGAAACAUGCUCCUUGGUUCAGCAUAUGUAGGAUUUCAGCCUUAUGCCUAAAUUUGUCCACUCAUGGCUAGGAUCGUUCAUAAGCAUCUUCUCUUCCCCACCCCCAACUCUCUCAACUUCAGAACACCAUAAACAUAUACAAAAAGCUGGUGGAGAAAGUGAUGCCCCAAGGGCUUGUUAUCUACUUCACCAUACACAUUUUGCGCAUGGUCGAAGAGCUUCACAGCUGUGGGAUAAUUCAUGGCGACAUUAAACCCGACAACUUUAUUUUCAGUGCAAGGCAAGUAUUUCGCUUGUGAGUUGUUUUACCUUUUUUUAAAAAAAACCAAUCAAAAUAACCUGCCUUGCCGUAUUGGAAAUAAUGGUUCGAUUUCUUUGAAUCGCAAAAGGUUUUUGGACGAUGACACCUGCGAUGUGGAUAGCGUGUCUCAUGGCUUGACCAUAAUUGACUUUGGCCGAAGCAUAGACAUGAGCCUGUUCCCUGCAGGAACUGUAUUCACAGGAAAAUGCAAAACAUCUGGAUUUCAGUGUAUUGAGAUGAUGACAAACAAGCCUUGGAAUUACCAGGUAUGAAGCAAAUGCAUGGUUUUUGUCUUUGUAUAUGCAGUCUGGGACAUAUCUCAGGGGUAGAACAUCUGCUUCCAGGUUCAAUGUCUGGCAUCACCAGGCAAGGAAUAUCUCCUGUCUGAAAGCCUGAGAGAGCUGCUGCCGGACAGUGUAUAAAGGUAAAGGGACCCCUGACCAUUUGGUCCAGUCACGGAUGACUCUGGGGUUGCGGCUCAUCCCACUCUAUAGGCCGAGGGAGCUGGCAUUUGUCCGCAGACAGCUUUCCAGGUCAUAUGGCCAGCACUAAACUCAGUGGCCAAAAUUUUUGACUAGGUAUAAAGCAGCAACAUUGGUGACAGACGCCACACAAAUUAAAAAUCUAUUGGUAGCCAUUGGGUCUUCAUUUCAAUCAGGACUUGCGGCUCACUGCUUUUGGAAGGCUGGUGGUAUGCAGAAGUACUAAAAAAUAUCAUUAACUUUGAACGUUCAGAGUUCACACUAGGCGGUGUGUUGGUUAGAAUGCUGGAUUAGGACUAGAGACCCGAGUUCAAAUUCCUGUCCAGGUAUGAAUCUCACUGGUUGACCUUGGCCAGUCACCAACUCUCAGCCUAACCCUACCUCACAGAACUGUUGUGAAAAUAAAAAUGAGGUGGGGGAGAAAAUUUAUGUGCCACCCAGAGCUCAGUGGCAGAAGGGUGAGAUCUGAAAAAAACAAAACGCCACACCAAACUGUAAGAUUAGAUCCUGAAAACUACAUACAGCAGUUCAGAAGCACGGGCUAGUUGAGGAUCACCUGAAACUUUGAGGAAUAUAUUAAUUUUUCCUUCCUGUGUAGCUGUGAAGCUUUCUACAAACAUGUCCUUCUUUUUUAGACUGAUUACUUUGGUAUUGCUGCAACAGUCUACUGCAUGCUGUUUGGCACAUACAUGAAAGUGAAACAGGAGGAUGGAGUCUGGAAACCUGAUGCUGUCUUUAGGAGGUUGGUCAAGAACAAGUCUUUUUCCAAAAUGUCUGCCUUUGGGGUAAUGCGUAACAUGUCUAUGCACUUGCUACAUAUUCCUGUGCAGUCUGGGGGGGAUGUUCUAGGAAUUGUACUUCGUUCAUGCUGGGCAUUGGCUUUUUUUGGACAUCAUCAUCAUUGACCCACAGUAACUAAGCGCACUGCCUCAUAAACACCUAAGACUCAUCAGCAUCCGUUUAGGAGGCAAGAAUCUUUGAUAUCACUGGAACAGCGGGGGACAAGCUGCUUGUUUGCCAUUAUAGGUAAAGGUAAAGGGACCCCUGACCAUUAGGUCCAGUCGUGGCCGACUCUGGGGUUGCGGCGCUCAUCUCGCUUUAUUGGCUGAGGGAACCGGCGUACAGCUUCCAGGUCAUGUGGCCAGCAUGACUAAGCCGCUUCUGGCGAACCAGAGCAGUGCACGGAAACGCCGUUUACCUUCCCACCGGAGUGGUACCUAUUUAUCUACUUGCACUUUUGAUGUGCCUUUGAAUUGCUAGGUUGGCAGGAGCAGGGACUGAGCAACGGGAGCUCACCCCGUCGCAGGGAUUUGAACUGCCGACCUUCUGAUCAGCAAAUCUUCUGAUCAUUAUAUUGAUGCUUUAAUUGAGGAACCCUCAAUAAGACUUCAAGGCACACCAGUGAUUUGAAUACCAUUUAUAUAUUGAGCACUAUUUAGUAAGGUUAGCUAACGGUACACUGCUGUAGAGUUGGUCUCCUGAAACAGUUGUGGCAGCAAAUGCAUUGUUUCACUUGACUCCUGAACAGAGUUAGCUUCUCUCAUAAAAGCUGUGUUGUCAUCUUAUUUUGGUACCAUUUUUCUCUCUCUCUUUUUGGCGUCGUUUCCCCUUCCUCCCUUGCUACAGUACCAGUUUAAAAAGUUUUGCUCUAAUAACUCAAGGGGUGAGUGCUGAAAAGAUAGGAGGCAGAUUGGGGUCACUGAGAAACACGCCAGAGUACAGCAAAAAAACACAUUUCACAAAGCUUAAAGAGACAAAAUAAAAAAAUAGUUUUGCAACCACAAAACUCAAAGAAUUGCAGAAAAGCAGUUCAGGGAUUGAAUAUCCAGGAGGAGAGCAUGUUUGGAAGUCUGAAGAGGAAAUGGGGAUACAUACAUACAUACAUACAUACAUACACAUACAUAUAUAUAGUGAUCCGCUUUUGGCUGCUGCUCUGUUUAUUAUGUUGUCUUACAUUUUGUUGUUGUUACUUUACCCUGCGUGGGGGUAUAGUCAGCAAGGCAGCCUAUAAAUAACUAAAUAAAGAAGACUGCAGUUAAGCAACAACCAGUGAUGUCAAAGACCCUUGCCUCCUAGGCUUUAAAGGCCUGCUGGCAUAAAACACAUGUUCACCAGCUUCCUAAAUCAGAGGUUGCCUAUUGGCGCACUUGCCUGCACAGUGGUGCUUCCCCUCCCCUGACCGAAACUAGGCUUGAAAGAAGCAUUUUACUUUUACUCUUUUGCACUUGUGUUGGGUAGUAUCCUGGCUGCGUGUUAAAUGGGUGAAAACUUACCCGGUGACUAAUAAGACUUUGCUUGGUUGAGGGAGACCAACAUUGGUCUCGUGUCAUGAGAAAGUUUGAGCUUGUUAUAUUAGGACGCAGUGGGCAUUUCUAAUGAUGCCUGUAAAGUCUUUAACCUUGUGCUUAAUCUUCCAGGUUCCCGAAUGCAGAACUCUGGACUGAUUUCUUCUUCACCUUGCUGAAUGUACAAGACUGCAACCAUAUUCCUUCGUUGGGAGUGCUGCGGGCAAGAUUGAGAGACGUAUUUCUGAGCACUUGCGCCAGUAAAGUAGCAGUGCUCCGUAAAAGGCUUGCCGUGUUGCUGGUGGAAAACAAACAUUCACGGAAGUGAAUCUUGGGACUCCAAGGCCCACAAACACGCCUUAAUAGAGAAUGCUCCCCACCUUAUUGUAACUAUGAAUUUAAUAAAUUUAACAGUGCCUAGGAAACAUGUAUAGCAGCUUGGAAACUGGGUAGCUAAGAGAAUAGGGAAAGGAUUGAGAAUGGGACACCAGGGUACUAUGAUGAGUGGAUGGAGAAGAAUGAAUUAUAAAGGCUUGGGGAGAAAAAUCCAGUACUGUAACAGCUAAGAUGAGGAUGUUUAUAGAAGGGGGUCUAUUUUUAAUAUUUUUGAGCAAAUUUAACUAAUCAAAUUGUAAAUCAAUAUAGCCAAUUACAUUACAUAUGUAGAGCAGAGAUUUUAACUGCCAUGUUCUAGAAUGAGUUUUUCAGGCUCUGAACUGUUUACUAUGGUAACAUCCAAUCUUACAAGAACAGACUUCCUCUUCCUGUCCCCUACAUCCAAAUAAAGGAAUGUGGGUGGCACUGCGCUCUAAACCAUUUUUAAAAAUAAAUCAUUUUUAUUAGUUUUCCAAUAAGAACAUCCAAUUAACAAAUCUAUCAAAUCAUAAUCCAAUUAAAAAUACUUAAAAGAAAAAAACAGCCAAAUUACAAUCCAAAUUAAUUUUUCGGGCUUCCCAUAGUCUGGACCUCUGAAGUAUAUCUCCAAUAUUUUCAUUACUGCCGUCUUCUUGUUGUUCUCAUAUUUUCCACAUUCCGAUCUUAAUGCUUUAAAGUUCCCUGCCCCUGGCAGUGCGAUUCUCGCAGAAUGUGUUGUUUGAGCACAUGGGAACAGUGACCACGGUGCUAAGAAAAUCUAACAUGGUUUCAUUUGUCUUCAAAAGACAAACUGCCCCCAAAUAAGGGGGAUUUUUUAGAAAGGAAGUUGGGAGUUGUUGCAAAGCACAAUAUUAGAAGUUCAACUAGGGUGUAUACCACAGAUCAGGAAGGGAGCAGCAAGGCCAAGAGGAUGCUGGUUUAGUUAACAAACAGUCAAAGCUAUUGGAGGCAAGAAGGCAUCCUUCAAAAUAUAGAAGCCUCGUCCAAAUAUAUACAGAAACUUUAGCAAAAGAAACAAGCGGGAGCAUGUUGCUAAAAAUACUAAGAUCAACAACAAAAUGUUCUUUAAUAAAUUAGCAGCAGGAGCAUGAGUGUGGCUCAAUUAGUAAAUGCAGUUGGCAUGAAGAACUCUGUGUUGGAGCAGAGGGUACAAUCUGUUCCUCUGCAUCAUGCGACGUAUCCUGGAAUUCAAAAGGACCCUGAAGGUCGUUUAGUCCAACCUUCAAGACAGGAAUCUAUGGC
Podarcis lilfordi (Lilford's wall lizard) is the source of this 33859-nucleotide messenger RNA. The record is from the annotation of a GenBank genome assembly. NCBI's taxonomy places the organism in Eukaryota, Metazoa, Chordata, Lepidosauria, Squamata, Lacertidae.